Lingula anatina is the source of this 812-nucleotide messenger RNA. Its product is annotated as noelin-3-like. Gene Ontology annotation, molecular function: calcium ion binding. NCBI's taxonomy places the organism in Eukaryota, Metazoa, Brachiopoda, Lingulata, Lingulida, Lingulidae. Gene Ontology annotation, biological process: signal transduction. The record is from RefSeq and is a predicted model, not a curated record.
CUGUCCAUACUGAACAGUUCACUCAAAAUCAAGUAACACGUGACAUCGUACCUACAAUAAAUACAUUUGGCUUACAGCCUCACCACCAGUUUCGGGGAAUUGAUCUGGAGUGCAAGGGUUUAUCUUUGCUACACAUCACGUUUGGCUCACACCUUUCCUUCUGAACCGCGACCGACGAGGACAUUAUCCUCACACUGGUACUACAUGUAACCCGUUAUAGGACAGAAAUGUUCACAUUUCAAGUUUUAUUCCUCUGCCUUUUUCUCCAUUUUGGCAGAGGGCGGAAUACUCCGUCAAGUAACCAAGUUCCGUUUCCCAAACUUCUCGGCUUACUGAAGGUACAGGUUCAAAUCGAGAAAGUUGGUGAUGUUCUCCACAAGGAAUGCCCAACACUGUUCCAGCGUCCAGACAUCAAGAGCAUUCUACAGCCAGUCAUAGGAAAAAGGCAGUCGUACUUUGGCGCGUCAUCGGAGGAGAUAGAAUUCAGAAUCAGACUGGCUAAGCAUACUCUAGAUUUCUUGACGAAAAGUUACUUGAAGUGUAAAGCCGGGUCAUUGAAAGUCACGACACCAGCUCCCGAUCCAUGUGACAGUCAACCGUGCCAAAAUAACGGGACGUGCUCAGCCAGCGAGGACACUGCUAUCUGCGCAUGUCUGCCUGGUUUUACCGGUGCCACGUGUGACGUAGCGGUUGAUCACUGCCGCAGUCAACCAUGCCAAAACGGCGCCACCUGUGUGAAUGGAACUACUACACACAGUUGUAUUUGCCCGGAUAGGUACACUGGAAGUAACUGUGAAAUAUGUACGUAUUAA